Cynara cardunculus var. scolymus (artichoke) is the source of this 684-nucleotide messenger RNA. RefSeq lists its product as uncharacterized. The record is from RefSeq and is a predicted model, not a curated record. The transcript has a single exon. NCBI's taxonomy places the organism in Eukaryota, Viridiplantae, Streptophyta, Magnoliopsida, Asterales, Asteraceae. The coding region runs from base 1 to 684 and encodes 227 amino acids.
AUGGCUUUCCAUUCCUUUUUCUUUACCCUUCUAACCUUCUCAUUAUCCUUCCAUGGAAUCUUCGCCGUCGACUACCAAGUGAUCAACGAGGCCACCACCACUCCCGGCGGCAUCCGUUUCACCAACGAAAUUGGAAUCCCCUACACGAAGCAAAUAAUGGGUACCAUCAACGACUUCAUAUGGUCCGUCAUCUUACAAGAACACAACCCUUCAGACCAAAAGCCCGUGGAGUCCGUGAACAUUUAUAUCAAGGAAUACAAAGGAGCCGAAGCAAUCACUUGGGGAGAUUAUAUUAACGUUAGUUCCAUUUAUUUAGAAGGCUACCAAGGCGACGUGAAAUGGGAAUUCACGUCCCUUUUGUACCACGAAAUGACCCACGUCUUUCAAUGGAAUGGCGAGGGUCAAGCGCCUGUUGGAUUGGUGGAAGGGGUUGCGGAUUACACGAUUCUAAAAGCAAACUAUUUCCCACCGGCCUUUGCCAAACCGGGAGAUGGAGAUAGGUGGGACCAGGGAUAUGAUUUCACAGCCCGUUUUCUCGAGUAUUGUGAUGGGAUCACCUCAGGGUUCGUGGCGAAGCUAAACAAGAAAAUGAGAUAUUCUUUCGACAUCAAGUAUUUUGAAGAUUUGACUGGGAAGCCCGUAGAUCAACUAUGGCAGGAGUACAAGGCUAAAUAUGGCCAUUGA